UUAUUUGCACCAACUGAUCAUAUCCGACUUUCUUAAAAUCGAAAGGUCUGUCGCCAAGGCUUGUCCCUGUCUUCAAUCUUAACAAUUUCAUUUUCAUGGCCACGCCAUUGAUGCUCCUAGUUUUAUUAUUGGCAUUUUUCUGUCCGCCUUCCUCUUCAUCCUCUGAUGCGCUAUGGGCGGGUUCAUCUCUCUCAGUGGAGAAAAAAGGCGAUGUGUUGGUUUCACCCGGUGGAACUUUCAGUGCUGGUUUCCACCCUGUUGGCCACAGUGCUUAUUCCUUUUCCAUAUGGUUCAACAAUCCAUCCUGCAAUGCUACUGCUAGCAAUUGCACCAUAGUUUGGAUGGCCAAUCGGGAUCAACCAGUUAAUGGUAGACGCUCAAAGCUUUCCCUAUCGACAUCAGGUAACCUUGUUUUAAAAGAUGCUGGUCAGAUCCUUGUUUGGGAGACGAGAACUGCCUCAAAAUCCCUUCCCAAGUUAAAACUUGAUGAUGACGGUAAUCUCAUCCUGUCUAGCUUGGAAGGCCAUAUAUUGUGGCAAAGCUAUGAUUCACCCACGGAUACUCUGCUUCCUCUUCAACCAUUCAAUGAGAGCUCUAAGCUCAUAUCAUCAAGAAGCCAAGGAAGCUACUCAUCGGGUUAUUUUCAGCUUUAUUUUGAUACUGAUAAUGUUCUUUGCCUUGUUUACAAAGGUCCUGAGUUUUCAAGCGUUUACUGGCCUAGUCCAUGGCUUUUGAGAUGGGAAGCUGGAAGAUCCACGUUCAAUAAUAGCAAAAUUGCAGCCCUGGAUACUUUGGGCAAGUUUACAUCAACUGAUAAUUUUACUUUCUUGUCGGCUGAUUAUGGCUCAAAGGUUUCAAGACUGUUGAAGUUGGAUUUUGAUGGCAAUAUUCGACUGUAUAGUCUAAAAGAAAAUGGAGAAACUUGGGUCGUUUCAUGGCAAGCCUUCCCUCAACCAUGUAUGGUUCAUGGAUGCUGUGGACCGAACAGCAUUUGCAUUUAUACUCCUAAUUUUGGAAGGAAAUGCGAUUGCAUUCCAGGAUAUAAAAUGAAGAAUAAUUCUGAUUGGUCUCUUGGAUGUGAACCAAAAUUUCUUCUUCCUUGUAACCGACCUGAUCAGGUUGGUUUCCUGAAACUUCGCCAUGUUGAAUUCUAUGGCUAUGAUCUGGACAUGUUUCCUAAUGUCACUUUAGAGGAUUGCAAGAAUAAGUGCUCGAAGUUGUGUGAUUGCAAAGGUUUUCAGUUCAGAUUUAUUAAAGCUCAUGAACCAGCUGGUACAUAUUGCUAUGCCAAGACACAAUUGUUGAAUGGACAUCGCCCCCCAAAUUUUAAUGCUGAUUUCUACUUGAAAGUGCCCAAGGCUACUGUCUCCUUGUACAAUAACGCUACCGGUCAACAUUCAAAGUUACAAUGUUCCAACAAAGUGCAGACCCUGGAACGAACGUAUUCCAAAACGCCUGAAAAUGAGCCGCUGAAAUUUGCACUUUGGGCGGUAUGUUCAGUCGGAGGGCUGGAGUUUGUUGUCAUUUUCUUGGUAUGGUGUUUCUUGAUUAGAAACAAUGACGACACAAGCCCAAUGGCAGGCAAGCUUCUUGCUGUCACAGGCCUCAGAAAAUUCACCUGGGCAGAGCUGAAAAAGGCGACAAAUAGUUUCUCCCAAGAGAUUGGAAGAGGUGCAGGAGGAAUCGUCUUCAAAGCCACUCUCUCCGAUGGUCGAGUUGCGGCAAUCAAAACACUCACUGAUGCCAAACAAGGGGAAGCUGAAUUCCUAGCAGAAGUGAACACCAUUGGAAAGCUUAAUCACAUGAACCUGAUAGAGAUGUGGGGCUACUGUGGAGAGGGAAAACAUAGGCUUCUGGUGUAUGAGUAUAUGGAACAUGGAUCAUUGGCCGAAAAUCUCUCUUUAAAAGCACUCGAUUGGAAAAAGAGAUUCGAUAUUGCUGUGGGAACCGCAAGAGGCUUAGCUUAUUUACAUGAAGAAUGUUUGGAAUGGGUUCUCCAUUGUGAUAUAAAACCUCAUAACAUUCUCAUAGACUCUAAAUUCCAGCCUAAAGUGUCAGAUUUUGGCCUGUCUUGGCUUCUAAAUAGAGGCGAUGUUAAGCGUUCAAACAUCUCGAGGAUCCGAGGAACUAGGGGUUACAUGGCACCUGAGUGGGUGUCAAAUUUGCCCAUCACCUCUAAAGUUGAUGUCUAUAGCUAUGGGAUAGUUUUAUUGGAGUUAGUGACAGGAAGAAGCCCAGCAAUGGGAACCACAGUGACAGAUGAUGGAAGUCCAAAAGAGAAAACAACGCUGGCAGCAUGGGCGAGAGAGAACAUGGCAAGUGCUGGAGAGACCGAAACAUGGAAGCACGAGAUAAUCGAUCCCAAGCUGGAAGGGAUAUACGAUGAGGCUGAGGUGCUAAAUCUGGUUACUGUGGCUCUGCAAUGCGUUCAGGAAGAUAAAGACGCGAGACCAACGAUGCGUGAAGCAGUUGAGAUGCUACUUCGUAAUGAAAACCAUUGAAGGCCAAAGUGUCUCCACUAGAUAUUAAUUAUCAUUAAUAAACUAGGUGAUAUGGUACGUAACUUCAAUGGUUUUCAAUGGUUUACCGUACAUAAAUAAACUAGGUGAUAUGGUGAGUGGUUAUCCAUUUGUACGUAACUUCAUAAAUAAACUAGGUACGUGAUAUGGUAACUGGUUAUUCAUUUCAGACUUUUAGAGUAAACGCAUGGCAUGUAGCUUCGUAAAUAGAAAAA
This is a messenger RNA of Gossypium arboreum, 2734 nucleotides long. Its product is annotated as putative receptor protein kinase ZmPK1. The record is from RefSeq and is a predicted model, not a curated record. Bases 96 to 2501 code for a protein of 801 amino acids. Gene Ontology annotation, biological process: recognition of pollen; protein phosphorylation. The transcript has a single exon. Gene Ontology annotation, molecular function: protein serine/threonine kinase activity; ATP binding. Lineage: Eukaryota; Viridiplantae; Streptophyta; Magnoliopsida; Malvales; Malvaceae.